AUGUCCGCGGGCGGCUUGUACGCUGUGGACAGCGAGGAUGACGAUUUUCAGUCCCCGUCGAGGAUCGGGCAUCGGCGCAGCGAUCGCAAGGGAGCCGGCCUCGAUGGCAUCCCGACCGCCGGCCCACCCGGAGCCUCUGCCGGAAGGGUCGGGUGGCCCAGCGGGAAGAGGCGGCCCGGGGACCGCGAUUGGCGCCAAGGGAGUGGGGUGGGUGAUCUGAGGGAGGCUGGAUCCGGCGUGGUGGAGAAUUCGAUUGGACGUGGGGGCCGCACGGGGCCCAAGAGGAUGAGAAUGGGCGGGCGCAUGGAGCAGGAGGCGAUCGACCUGUGCGCGUGGCAGGGUGGCGGCGCGCUGUCCGCUAGCGACAGGGGGAACUGCACGGGCCGGGAUCGGAAGGAUCGGGAAGGCCAGCGAGGGGUGUGCGAUCCCCUUGGGGCCGAGGCCAGGAUGCGGCCGGCUGAGCAGAAGGAGAAUGAUUGGGGGCUGGAAGGGACCUUGCCGAGUCCCAAGGGUGAACAAGAGGUGGGAGAUCGCGUGGGUGGGAAUGAAUUGGAAGGAGGGUGCACUGGUGGGGGUGGAUUUGAGGGUGGGGACUGCGUGGAUGAGGGAGGUUUUGAAGGGGGACACUGCAUGGAUAGCGGUGGAUUUGAAGUGCUGGAUUGCGAUGAGGGAAAGGCGGGCGCAGCCAGUGUGCGCCGGGAGGGGAGCUGUCCCGUGUGCGGCUGCGAGCUGGCGCUGGUGGCAGAGACAGAGCUGGGGCGUCUGGCGCAUGUGAAUGGUUGCCUUGACAAGGGGAGCGAGGUGGACUGCCGUAAGGGCAAGAAGGAGGUUGUCGAUGGUUGCCUGGGCGUGACGGGCGACGGGAACUGUUGCCUGGCCUCGGGUAGCGAUGGGGGUGGAUGCCAUGCAGGGGUCCAGAAGGGCAGUGGCAAUGUUUGCAGGGAGGAGUGGUUGGAGACGGACAGCGAUGGGAGCAGCAUUGACAUUGAGGAGUGGCUGCUUCCCUUGGGAUUGGCAAAGUAUGCACCUCUGUUCAAGGCUGCAGAGGUUGACAGAGUUGUGCUUCCCUACCUCACUGAGAAUGACCUGGUGGAAAUGGGCAUACAAUGCCCUGAGGACCGACAGGCCAUCCUAGUAGAGGCACACACACUCACCCAGGUGGUUCCCGUGGGACUGAUGAAUAACGCCAGGCACACUGAAUGGAAUGCUCUUGUGGGGCCGCAUCAAGACCCAGUGGAAGAUGCUCAUGAAGGUCGCUGUAGACAAAACCACCUCAUAGGGCCCACUGGAUCAUCCCACUUGGUGCAGCGCACACUCCACCAGGUUUUGGGGGUCCACUCCAGAGGGCGACUGUCCCAUCGCCGUGGUGGUCACACUGCACAUCCCUCUGCGAUCCGGAGAAAGCAGCCUGACGGGGGCCAGUGGCUGCCAGAAUGGCAGAGGGUGCCAGGCACACAAUUCGUCGUGGACCGCUUCAACAAGGUGUGGGGCGUGCGAUGCAAGUCCUGGUUCCUGACGCACUUCCACUCGGACCACUACCAUGGGCUGAAUGCAUCUUUCGACAAGGGCACGAUCUACUGCACACCCACCACUGCCCGUCUGGCUCACGCUCAGCUGAGGGUCCCCUGGCCCCGUCUGGUUGAGGUGGAACUGAAGCAUCCACGGGUGAUCGAGGGUGUCCGUGUUACUUUCUUUGAUGCCAACCAUUGUCCUGGCGCCGCCAUGGUCCUCUUCGAGCCACCUGACGCACCGCCCGUCUUGCACACUGGUGACGCCCGUCUCACACCGGCCAUCCGUGAUGAGCCAUCCAUCCAGGCUCUGUGUGGGCGGGGCGCCGUGUUGGUGCUGGACACAACAUAUUGUGACCCACGUUAUGCCUUCCCUGUGCAGGAGGACGUGGUGCGCUUUGUAGCUGAGGCCGCCAGCAGGGAAGCUGCCAACCCUUCAACGCUGUGCCUGUUCGGCACCUACACCAUCGGCAAGGAGCGGAUCUUCUUUGGUGCGGCGCGCGCCCUUGGGCGUCGGGUGUUCGUGGAAGGGCGCAAGGCGGCAGUGUUGGCAUGUGUGGACAUGCCACGGGAGGAACGGGCCAUGCUGACGACCAGGCGGGAAGAGACAAACCUGCACGUGGUGCCCAUGGGUGCCGUGAACCUGAACCGUAUGAGGGCUAUCCUGGAGAGCCAUGGUGGUCGGUACAGUUCUGUGGUGGGCUUCCAGCCGACGGGGUGGACACACGGCAGGGGGAUGGGGCGAGCGAGUUGUGGGCGCAGGAGGGCACAGGGAAACGUGGUGCUCUACCAGGUCCCCUACUCCGAGCAUUCCAGCUUCUCCGAGCUGCAGAGCUUCGUGCGGUGGUUUCGGCCCCGGCGCAUCAUCCCCAGCGUCAACAACGACCGCGGGCCCAAGCUGCGCGCCAUGCUGUCGCACUUCAACGACGCCACCAUCCUUCCGGCCGAUGGAGGACGGCGUUGA
Molecule: messenger RNA, 2472 nt
Organism: Ostreobium quekettii
Lineage: Eukaryota; Viridiplantae; Chlorophyta; Ulvophyceae; Bryopsidales; Ostreobiaceae
Source: the annotation of a GenBank genome assembly